UGUAUGUAGUGCUUCGAAUUGAUGCAUGUCGAGAUGUGCUUACAUAAGUAUGUACUUGUUGACGUACUUGGCUGCCUACCGCCCGUUUUAGCUCUGGAUUACCUAAGCCCCUCGCUGCCCAGCUCCGCCCCCCAGCCUCCUCCCUCCCACCAGCCUUGCUCGCAUCCUGCUGCGAUCGCGACCCACGCCAUCAUCACCACCCUCAACAGCCCGCCAGCACAUUCCACCUCUCCUUCACUGCUACUGUAUUCAGAGCGCGCGCGCUCGGCGCUCUCCAUUUGCCCGCUUGCGAUCCGACUUCUUGCCGCGCUGCAUUGGCCUCUAGCUGUUGACGCGCCGGGAAUCAAAACAAACUCCUCUAUCGCUACCCACCUCGACAGACUGUUACUACUACCACGACUGCGCGCGCGCCGCCGCCUCUCCUAUUGCCAACCCACCAUUUGGUUUCUGCUUUAAUUUAUCCACCAUGUUUUAUCCGACCGAGCUGCUGCGGCGCGAGGGCGCCCUCGCCCGUGUGUGGAUGGCUGCCAAUGUCGAGAAGAAGCUCACCAAAGCCCAGGUCUUGCAAGACAAGAUCGACGAAGACAUUGGUGAAAUCAUGCGUCCGCGCGUGCCCCUCUCACUUCGCCUUAGUGGCUCGUUGUUGCUCGGCGUAGUGCGCAUCUACAGCAGGAAGGCGCGUUACCUUUUGGAUGACUGUAGCGACGCGCUUUGGAAGAUCAAAAUGGCAUUCAAGCCUGGCAACAUAGACUUGCCCGCUCAUUCGCAUGUCGCAAAUCCCGCUGCUCUGACCUUGCCCGACACAAUUACCGACAUCGAUUUGCUUGCCCCCAUGCCUGAUCCGUCGCUACUGCUUUCGCAGUCGCUGGACUUUUCCAAUCUUGCAUUCCCCGACGCUGCUGCUCAUGACUGGGAUAGUAGCCAGUUCUUAUCCACGAACCCGGACCUACCUCCCGUAGACAAUGAAAUCCUAAUAGAUGAUGUCGACUUGGGCAUUGAUUUUGGCGAUUCCUUGAUGGAUGGAGAUGAGGAAGGUACCAGUGUUGAAAUUGGUCGUGAUGCACCCGUGGCCCGACCCGCUUCUGAGGAGUUUGGUUUCGACACGAAGGACAUUGAAGGAGAUGAAUUGGGCCUGGAUUUCGACCUCCCGGAUGAUGACGAUAAUACACCGGUUCCAGAUAACAUUGGCAUCGACACCGAUAUAAACAUGGGCGGCAUGUCUGACGUGGAUUUGGGACCCGCUGAAGAGUCCACCAUUGUCCAACGCGAGCGAUCGCCAUCGGUCCUUUCUGAACUCGAUGCGGACCAGGAACGCGAACUAGAGGCAAGCGUCUUUCACCCUGCCGCUCAAGAACAAGAGGAAGGCGAGGAGGAAGAGGAGGAAGUACACCAAGCCAGGGCUAAACGCCGGAAGGUCAUCCAACAAGACACCGAAACACAAAUGUCGGCCAAUGCUAUUCGCGUCCACCAAGCGAACCGCGAUGAAAUCCUCAAACCAGCCUCGUUCCUUCCCCGAGACCCUAUGCUUAUGGCUUUGAUGAACAUGCAAAAGUCUGGGGGAUUUGUUUCCAGCAUUCUUGGCGAUGGUCGAAGCCAGGGUUGGGCCCCGGAGCUGCGAGGGAUUUUGUCAAUGGAAAUUGUCUCGCGCCCUAGCCAGAAGCGGAAGCGCGAUAGUGGCAUCGCCGAUGUUGGAGCGGCAGAAGAACAAGCCAUAGCUGGGGCGGAGAGAACCCCUCAGCUCGAGCUUGGUGAUGAAGAUGAGAUCGCCCCUGAGGAUGUAGAGAUCGUAACAGGUGACACAAUUCUUGAUCAGGAUGAGGAGGUGCUUGCCGAACUCCCACAAGACGAAGGCAUCAUGAUUCCGCAGGAUGAGGAAGAGGAGGAAGAUGUGUUUUCAGACAUCGAAGGCGAAACAAGGCUGCCUCUACUCCAUCCUGCUGAAAGCGGUGUUGUUUCUCUCGAAACGAAGCACGCGGUUCAUGCCCUACGCGAUUUAUUCGGACCCGAGGGCGAGACUGACGAGCAGGAGCGCUUGAAGAACGUGGUGCCGUUCCAAGGCAUGUUCCCCGAAGACAGGACAUCCAAGGCCGAUAUCGCCCGCAUGUUCAACGAGGUUUUGGUCUUGGCUACCAAGGACGCCAUCAAGGUCGAGCAGGUCAACGAGAAUAACAAGCUCGGCGGCCAAAUCCGCAUCCGCGCCAAGCGUGGUCUUUGGGGUUCAUGGGCCGAGACAGACGUUUCCGGUGCCGAAGCCAUCAAGGCUGCCGAAGCUGCCGAAGCCGCUCAGGCAUCGGCUGUGUCUGCUGCGUCCGCCGCAUCGGCUGAUCCCGUACCAUCUGCAGAGGUCGCGGAGGCCGCUGCUGAGGAGUGA
Periconia digitata is the source of this 2371-nucleotide messenger RNA. NCBI's taxonomy places the organism in Eukaryota, Fungi, Ascomycota, Dothideomycetes, Pleosporales, Periconiaceae. The record is from the annotation of a GenBank genome assembly.